GUCGGGUACUCAAAGACAGGCCGAUUAUGGUGCUAACGCGUAGCUGGUGUUUGAGCUUCAACAUUGCCCUGCAUGCUUAAUGGAAUCUAAUCCAAUCUCGAUAUGUGGACACGGUGAGUAGAUUUGGGUGCAUUUUGUUAUGACCUUGCAUGCGUAAUCCAGUGUAGAUGUGGUGCCGUCACUGCAGCGGCACAUCGUUCUUUCUUUCCAUUGCUUUCACACCACGCAAAUAGUAUUUCGCACGAUAUUUAUCCACUUAUCAUGGCGCAGCUCCAAGGACAAGAGCUUAGGCAGCAGCUUGCAAAGGACAAGAGCCACCAUCUCCCGAACGGACGGUUCAAGAACCCCUGGAACUCGUUCCAGCCAGCUUCAUGGCUGUCGUACGUGUCGUACCUUCUGUUCAGAAGGAGCACCAAGCUUGUCACGCAGUCCAUCGAAGAGGGCCGUGCGCCCGAAGUGCUCGUUCUCGAUACAGAUGCCUUGAGCAACCCGCCCAAAGACAAGAUUCAGUUUACCUGGCUGGGCCAGUCUUCGCUGUUUGUGCAGAUUGACGGCGCCAACAUUUUGUUCGACCCGGCUCUCUCUGAGCGCUGCUCGCCGGUGCAGUGGAUAGGGCCGAAGCGUAUCACCAAGGCUCCAUGCGCAGUUGCUGAACUGCCACGAAUCGACGCUGUUGUGCUUUCGCACGACCAUGUUGAUCAUCUGGACUGGAACACGCUUACCGAUGUGGUUGCAAAGUACCCAGAGAUCCAGAUUCUUGCGCCGCUUGGCAACGGUCCGAUUUUGAAGAGUAUCGGGUUCAAAAACAUCCGCCUAGCCGACUGGUGGGACGAGCUUGAGAUAGAGCUUGGUGCUGAAAACAAGUCGCUCACCUUUGCCUGCACGCCUGCACAGCACUCAUCUGGCCGAGGCUUUUUCGACAAGGACGCGUCGCUGUGGGCCUCUUGGGUCGUCCAAGGGUCUGGCAGGUUUUUCUUCUCUGGCGAUUCUGGAUACUCUGCAUCCAACAACAAUCCGACGGGUGCCAAGAACCCAGCAUUCGAGCAAAUUGGCAAGGUCUAUGGCCCUAUUGACUUGGCAGCAAUUGCGAUUGGUAUCUACAGCCCACCAGAGAUUCUAGACUCGUUGAACAUGCAGCCUGAGCAGUCGGUAAAGGUGCACGAGGAAAUCCGGUCGCGCCGUUCUAUUGGCGUGCACUGGGGCACUCUGGCGGUCACCGAGGAGCCAGUGGACGAGCCGCCGCAGAGGCUGGCAGCCGAGGUACUGGCGCGUGGGCAUCAGGCCGAGGACUUUGGUGUCAUCAGGAUUGGAGAGACUGUUCAGCAAGCGUGGAACUAAGUGCUAACGCGGAUUCAUCGGGUGAUGGCUUGGACACACCAUCCCUAUGCCUGGCUGGCUAUGAGCGCUCAACACAUCCGGGCGGCUUCCCUUGCUCCUGCCUCUUCCGUACUGCUUACGUAUUCAUAUUACAAUGCCUUCUGUUUUUUACAAGAACACUGCCUUCCGCAUACAUGCCAGAAGCCGGUGAUCACCGUCGGA
Linderina pennispora is the source of this 1539-nucleotide messenger RNA. Its product is annotated as Metallo-hydrolase/oxidoreductase. The transcript has a single exon. The coding region runs from base 262 to 1338 and encodes 358 amino acids. NCBI's taxonomy places the organism in Eukaryota, Fungi, Kickxellomycota, Kickxellomycetes, Kickxellales, Kickxellaceae. Gene Ontology annotation, cellular component: cytoplasm. The record is from RefSeq and is a predicted model, not a curated record.